AUUUAACCACAACAAUUACGGUUCGACAUCUUUCAACUUACGAGGUUAUAUUUAUAUUAAUAUAAAAUCUAAUUUUAUUAAUUUUUUAAUAAAAAAGAAGAAGAAUUUUGUUCAUAUUUUACCAGAGCAACUCCUAAUCAAACAUGAAGAUUGCGAGAUACAAAAAAGCACAAAAAUACUUGAAAUUCUACUAUAACAAUUAUGCUUUCCACCAACCCUAUCAAGUGUUGAUUGAUGGGACUUUUUGUUUUGCUGCAUUCAAAGAGCAUAUCAAUAUAAAGGAUCAGAUACCAAAAUACCUCAAUGGGAAAGUAAAACUGUUGACUACUAGGUGCAUCAUAAAAGAAACCGAGAAAGUAGCUAAGAAGGCACAAGGAGCAUUGACAAUUUUAAAACAAUUUGGCUUGCAUGAGUGCAACCAUAAAGAACCUGUAACGGGAUCUGAUUGUAUCUUGUCUAUGAUUGGUAAAAGUAAUGAUAAGCAUUAUAUACUCGCUACUCAGGAUAGAGAUUUACAGGACAAACUCCAACUGAAAGCUGGUGUUCCACUUCUUUACCUUCACAACAAAUCACCCACCUUACAGAAACCAUCUAAAGCCAGUUAUAGCAAAGCUGGACAAAUAUUAUCUGCCGACCCUCACAUAUUUAUAAGCGAAACACAAAAUGAAAUAUUGAAGAAUAUGAAGACGGCUCUGGGUGUUGAAGAACCCAAAUUACCAGAGAAAAAAAUUGUUAAAAAACCACACAACCCCAAUCCCUUAUCUUGCAAAAAGAAGAAAAAGCCAGAUGCCAAUAAAAGAAAAAAAGACAAUGGUAUAAAGGAAGGAAAAGUAAGAAAGAGAAAGAAAACUAAACAAAAUAAAAUUCAAAUAGGCUUCCAAAGCAAAUAAAUAAAUUAUAUAUAA
This is a messenger RNA of Zerene cesonia (dogface butterfly), 905 nucleotides long. Its product is annotated as rRNA-processing protein UTP23 homolog. Gene Ontology annotation, molecular function: small ribosomal subunit rRNA binding. Gene Ontology annotation, cellular component: small-subunit processome; nucleolus. The transcript is spliced from 3 exons. Lineage: Eukaryota; Metazoa; Arthropoda; Insecta; Lepidoptera; Pieridae. The coding region runs from base 144 to 890 and encodes 248 amino acids. The record is from RefSeq and is a predicted model, not a curated record.